AUGGCGGCCGCAGCAUCGCACCGCCAUAGCGAUGCGACCAUCACUCGGGUCACGAAGGAAGGGAGGAUGCUCACCUAUUGUUUGACCGUCAUCCAGCAGCCGGAGCGUGCUAGGGCAUGCGGUUCAGGCGCCAAGUGUAAGAGACCAGAAUUCAUCCCAUCAUCUGAGAGAUCCCCCCAAGUUGCUAACUCCUCGAAAGCGUCUGCCGAUCGACGACCAGUUGAUCCCCCGCCCGUGGUCGAAUUGCGUAUCUUCGAAGGGGAAGGCGCCAAAGAGGAGGACAUCACCUUCUCUUACAAUGCCAAUUUCUUUCUGUUCGCGACCUUGGAGACCGCCCGUCCCAUGGCUCAUGGUCGCGUUCAACCAUCUCCACCACAGAUUCCCGUCCUCACCGGAAUGCCCGUCUCAGGAAUGGCCUAUCUUGACCGCCCAACCGAAGCUGGAUACUUCAUCUUCCCGGAUCUCUCCGUCCGCCAUGAGGGCAAGUACUAUCUGAGCUUCAACCUGUACGAGGAGACCAAGGACGGCAAGGAUGCCGACGCCGAGCCAUCGACCGACCCAAGCAAGCCAAAGUUGGCUGGAGUCCCGGGCUCGCCCAACUCAUCGUUUGACUGGCGGCUCGAGGUCAAGUCGGCCCCGUUCACCGUGUUCAGCGCAAAGAAAUUCCCCGGACUGGCUGAAAGCACACCGCUCAGCAGAACCGUGGCCGAGCAAGGUUGCCGAGUGCGCAUCCGCCGCGAUGUCCGCAUGAGGAGACGAGACAAGGCCACGUCCGAGUACGACGAGAAUAUGAACGAGGAGGGUUAUGCUCGGAUCGGCCGCCCUGCGGAGCCAGCUCAUGAGCCGUAUGGGGAACGCUCGAUCAUCACUGGUGCUAAUGAUGAGAGGUAUCUCCAACGCCGCGUGUCCGGGGAGUAUCAACAGCAACCAUACCACCCGCACAGCAACACGCCUUCACCAACAACACCAAACGCGCCUCUAAACAAGAGUUUCUUGGGCUUUGGUGAAAAUCAGGGAUCACAAUACCAGGCUCCCCAACCCCAAUUCGCGCAACCACCUCCACCUCCUGCUGCGCCGGCGCCACAGUCAUAUCAACCAGCUCCUCCUGGCUAUCCACCAGCUCCUCCCUCCCAGUACCGGUCUGGACCACCUCCACCACCGUCUACUAAUUAUUCCUAUGAUGGACAAUACUCCCAGCCGGCGUAUCCCUCCAAUCCCCCACGUGACCAGCGACCGACCUUCGAGCCUGAAACGUAUAGGAGGGCAUCGGGGGCUACUUAUGCUCUUCCCAAUGCUCUCCAGGCCAGCGCAUAUCCACCAGCUGAGCCGAGUUAUAAUCGACCCACGUCUCAUGGAUAUUCUCGUCCUCAAAGCCCGCCCUUGCCGAGCCCACGGGUCAGCCUGCCUCCCAUCAGGAUGCAGAUCGGACCAAAACUCGACACGCUGAACUCUCCUACCGGUCCCCUGUCAUCCGUUCGGACUAUUGCUCCUCCUCUGCCAAGCCUUGGAUUUGAUCGGCCUGAAGAGCGUCCAUUGCCCUACAAUCAAUAUACUGGGCCAGCUCCAUCUGCUGAGCUCACUCGCCAUACAAAGCGUCCGUUUGAUGCCGUGUUUGCAUCCAACUCACAACAACCGCUCUAUAAUGGGAUGCGCCCAAGUAGCGCGCAUCAUAACUCCGGCGCGUUUAAAGACGAGGAUGAACUGGCAAUCGAGGAGAUGAAGAUGUCAUACAAGCGAGCCGAUGGCUCUGCUCGGACGCGGGACCUUCCUGCGACGUAG
This is a messenger RNA of Venustampulla echinocandica, 1779 nucleotides long. RefSeq lists its product as uncharacterized. The transcript has a single exon. The record is from RefSeq and is a predicted model, not a curated record. Lineage: Eukaryota; Fungi; Ascomycota; Leotiomycetes; Helotiales; Pleuroascaceae. Bases 1 to 1779 code for a protein of 592 amino acids.